This is a messenger RNA of Xenopus laevis (African clawed frog), 1682 nucleotides long. RefSeq names its product protein TESPA1 (gene tespa1.S). NCBI's taxonomy places the organism in Eukaryota, Metazoa, Chordata, Amphibia, Anura, Pipidae. The coding region runs from base 433 to 1272 and encodes 279 amino acids. The record is from RefSeq and is a predicted model, not a curated record. The transcript has 9 exons.
AGUCGUUUCAUUUAAAAUUUAUCGUGGUAAUGUACAGAACCAAAAUUAAAAAAAAGUUGUCUGUCAAAAUAUUUACGGGCCUAACUCAGGGGGGGUGGUGGCUAUGGGGACAGUAGUCCUGUGCCCGGUGAUUUUUUGGGUCUUAGGGGGACCCGGUCGUUGUACUCACUGUGUAGCAGGGCCCCUAUUGCGGUCAGGAAGCUGUGGAAUCGGGUGGGGCGGGCGGAGUUUCUGCUACAUGUCUUUCCCCUCCCCAGCUUCUAAACAAUUGGUAGUUUCCCGUAGAGCCGCAUGGUGAUUGGAUAAGCCUAUCCAAUCCCUGUGAAGAUCUGCCGGGACUUGUAGAAGCUCCGCCCACCCUACCCGAUUCUGCAGCUCACUGAGAGCAGUUGGGGGGGGGGGAACUUUGAAUGGGGAAGAAACAGAAAAAAAAUGCGACACAGGAAACCGAAGAAGCAACUAAGUGUGUCUUGCUCUUGCUGGUGCCGAGCCCUAUCGCACAUGAAAUGCUCACGUUCAAAGAGGUCUUGUACAUCCGAGCGUCAUUCCGCCUGGAAGCAACGCUCACGUCACUGGCAGACAGUGCUGGAUGAAGAUGAUACCGUGGAUGUUAUGAUGAAAAUGCCAGAAUUUACAUACCAAGAUCUGGAUAAUGUAUUUGCAGAAAAAGGAUGUUCCAUUAACAUGAUCCAACAUUGGCUUCAAGACUGCAGAUCUCCUGGGGAAGGAGCACCUGAGGAUACAUCUCAAUCUCAUAUCAAAGGCACAUGGAGUAAAGAGAACAGUACUGAUGAUGAUUUCAACCUGGGAGCCGAAGCAAUCCUGUUAUCUGAUCAAUGGAAGAGCAUUGUAAGGAUGGAUUGCGAAAAAGCCAGAGCCAAGUUCUUCCACUUGGGGAACAGCAUGGCAUCCAGCAGCACCAUCAAGACCACUUCCAGUGUGUCAGAAAUACUCUCGUUGUACCAGGAAGACGCAGAGAACAUCUUAUAUAACCUUGGCUUUGCCUUUGAGGAUCCCUGUGCGGCAUAUACUAUCCCUCCACGUUUUUUCGGCUGUCCCUCGCAGGCUGUGGGCAUUGAUUUUAAACUGUUUUUGGAAUCCCAGAUGCAAAGAAUAGGGAGGGAAAACUUUAAUUAUCUGCUGGAAAGUCUCAACAUUGUGGCUACCUCAAUCAACUCUUUUAAUUCUUUGUAUUCCAAUAUGAUGACGGCACCCCUACAGAACAUAACUCCGGCCCCAGGCAUUGAGACUGUACAGAUAUUAUUUCUCUGAAAUAAUUAUUAUAGGGAAUGCAUUCCUGUACUUCUGUUGAUUUUUUUCCCUGGGUCUUACUUUUAUGUAUAAAUAUAUGUAUGUAUAUAUGUAAAAAAAAUGUACACAUAACAGCUGUAGAAAUGCCACCUUUCUAUUUUUCUAGAAAAUGCAAGAAGGAUAUUGUUGAUGGGAUGUACUGUGGCUGGAUGGACUGUAUCUGUUAUCACUCUUCAGUGGCUGGAUGCACUGUAUAUGUUAUUAUAAUUUUGUUUUAGUGAAACAUACUUCUCUGCUGUUUCCAACUUGUUUAUUUUUGUUUUAUUAUUUAUUAUUAAAGCACACUUUUAAGAGAACAUUUUGUAUCUCUAGUUUUUUGUAUCUCUGUAUUGCUAGUUACAAUAUCCCAGAAGCCCAUAAUCCUGACUGAU